Messenger RNA from Oncorhynchus nerka (sockeye salmon), 2096 nucleotides. RefSeq names its product complement C1q tumor necrosis factor-related protein 5-like. Lineage: Eukaryota; Metazoa; Chordata; Actinopteri; Salmoniformes; Salmonidae. The record is from RefSeq and is a predicted model, not a curated record. Gene Ontology annotation, molecular function: protein binding. Bases 737 to 1507 code for a protein of 256 amino acids. The transcript has 3 exons.
GCUUCAAUUUCUGAAGAAAAUCGGAGGAAAGAACAACAUUGCUUCCACUCUAAGACAACAUCAUUUCAAGUAUCUCCCUGUAUCUUUACGCUCAUGAAACCGAUCAAAUAUCUCCGCGUUAAAGCUAAUAAAGAAGAAUUCUCUGAUCCUAAGGCCUUACUGCUUUUUGAGGAGUUCACAAUAUGACGCUUAGGCUGUAACAGCAGUUAACGGCAUUGCUCGAGUUUUCCAGGACUAUGCCUCAGUGUUUCGUGGCUACAUAUCCCUGACCAGUAACCACAACAGUCUGAUCUCUCCCACUGUUUAUGUUGGGGAAAGAAAUUCCUCCAGUGUCGAAUCUUAAAAUCUGAUGUAAUCUGCCAACCUUUGUUAUCCUCGCUACACCUACUUUUCCCCCACUCACUCUCGUUCCUCAUUUCUCAACCUCUCCCUCACUCUUGUUUGAUCCUGAACUUUUUUAUUGAAGACUUAUUUUCCCCUUUAUUAUUUGCGCUGGCGAGACUUCAAAUAUUUCCCUCAUACUCGAACUGUCUUUUCCUUUCUCUCUCUCUCUCUCUCUCUCUCUCUCCCACCCUCCCUUUCUAAUUUGCUUUUAUUACCGUUUCCUUUCAAGUCAGAGUUCUCCUUUUUUUCCCCCAGACUCUUUGGCUAAAGCAUAACUUUGACUGUUUUCACUUCAGCACAAGGCAAAGACUGCAGCUCCUGAGGACUUUUGGACGUUAACUGUAGCAUUGAAAUGACAUCACUCCAGCUGUGGCCCCUCCUCCUCCUCCUCCUCCCUGUUCUACUGGUCAACUUCUCCAGCCAACUAGACGACAACAAGAUCCCGCCCAGUCUGUGUACGGGACAACCAGGUAUCCCAGGUACUCCUGGGGUGCACGGUAGUGCUGGCCAACCAGGAAGAGAUGGGAGGGAUGGGCGUGAUUCUGUCCCUGGGGAGAAGGGAGAGAAGGGAGGCAGGGGAGAGACAGGCGAGUCAGGCUUUAGAGGCCUCACUGGAGAUCAGGGGAACCCUGGAGAUAAAGGAGACAGGGGGCAGUCGGGGGAGUGCGCCGUUGCUCCCAAAUCAGCCUUCAGCGCCAAGUUGUCCGAGGGCCGCACCAUGCCCGUGGCGGCGGAAGACGCUGUGCGCUUUGACAAGAUAACGCUAAACGAGCAGGGCGACUUCAACGCGGAAACAGGACGCUUCACCUGCAAAGUGCCCGGCGUCUACUACUUUGCGGUCCACGCCACCGUCUACCGGGCCAGCCUGCAGUUUGACCUGAUGAAGAACGGUCUCACAAUGGCGUCCUACUUCCAGUUCUAUGGGAACUGGCCCAAGCCAGCAUCUUUGUCCGGAGGCUCGCUGCUGCACCUCAUCCCGGGCGACCAGGUGUGGGUGCAGAUGGCAUUGGGAGAGUACAGUGGUUUCUACUCCAGCUCUAAGACUGACAGCACUUUCACUGGCUUCCUGGUGUACUCGGACUGGAAAAACUCUGCUGUCUUCGCCAAGGGCGAAGUGGUAUAGACAUUGCUGGGACCAAGUCUGGUGUUGUGGCUGGAGGGGAUCCUCCCCCAGAAAAUAUUUGAAAACUUUAAACUAAUUUACUGUCCUUCUACAUGAUUCAUGGCCUCUCUAGAAGGUUAUUAGAAAACUCUGGUUAUUGCAUAAACACAUUAAGCAAGGUUACAGAAAUAGCAGUAGGCUAUGGCACAUACCAUACUGAUGAGUUGUGACGAUGAAUCAGGUGAACUGUAGUGCUUUCAGUUGUGCUUCAGGUUAGCCAUUUGACUGCUGCUGUGCAAUGGUGAAUCGUUUUUACAGACUUUCUGACGGUGGCCGUCAGUUGGCAGGAAUUGUGAAAAUAAGAAGGUUAUAUGUUCCGUUGUGGUGGAGGUGUAACGAGGAUUCAAUAAGGCAUCAAACAUGUUUGUGAGCUAUUUAGGGCUUCCAACCGCGACAUCACUGACUUGAUGUCAUGAAACUUAGCCAGUACUUUGUGCAAAAAAAUGAAUUGAAAAGAAUUCAAACUGAAGCCCUAAAAUACUUUUCACAAUCUUUUAAUUUAUGUCUGUGCAACCUUCACUUAUGUCACAAAUAAAAAUGUUAACUUUCA